GACUGACACACAGAGGUUCAACCUCUUCUCUUCAAAGCCCAGAGCCCAGAACACAAUGGCUGCAGACAUUAAAAUGCUUUUUUGUGUUGGACUUGCUUUUGUACUAACAGGUGUGGGACAGUCUUCGUUUAUUGGGAAGAGCCACAGCGGAGGAAAGGAUGAUCCAGUGCUGCAGUAUGUAGUCAACAACUCACUGAGGGAGCACGAAGUCCUCACCAAACUCAGAGUGAGAACCCUUGAAGAUCCAUGGAGUAAGAUGAUGGUUGCCAGUGAACAAGCCCAGUUUAUGGCAAAUCUCAUUAAACUGAUCAAUGCAACUAAAGCCAUUGAAAUCGGCAUGUACACAGGGUACAAUGCACUGAGCAUGGCUUUGGCCAUGCCAGAGAACGGACGUGUGGUGGCUUGUGAAAUAGAAGAAACCUAUGUGAACAUUGCCAAACCAUUUUUUAAAGAGGCUGGAGUUGAAAAUAAGAUAGACAUAAGAAAUGAAGCAGCCAUGAAGACACUGAAUGACCUGAUAGCAGCUGGGGAAGCUGGAACAUAUGGCUUUGUGUUCAUCGAUGCUGAUAAAGCCAACUAUGAUGGAUACUAUGAGAAAUCCCUUGAACUCAUACAAAAAGGGGGCAUCAUUGCUAUUGACAAUGUGCUGUGGAGCGGAAAGGUGGUGAAUCCUGCUCCCAAUGACCGCACCUCCCAGGUUCUGGAUGCUCUUAAUAAGAAGCUGCAUAAGGACCAAAGGAUUGAUCUGAGCAUGCUCACUGUGGGCGAUGGCCUGACCAUUGCCAUUAAACGCUAAAAUAACUAGUUAGAAAGUUAAACGUGUUUUUCUUAAUUGUGCAAUGGUUUUGAUAUUAAAUAUAAGCAGAGAACAUCA
This is a messenger RNA of Toxotes jaculatrix (banded archerfish), 874 nucleotides long. RefSeq names its product catechol-O-methyltransferase domain containing 1 (gene comtd1a). The record is from RefSeq and is a predicted model, not a curated record. NCBI's taxonomy places the organism in Eukaryota, Metazoa, Chordata, Actinopteri, Toxotidae. Gene Ontology annotation, molecular function: S-adenosylmethionine-dependent methyltransferase activity; O-methyltransferase activity. The transcript has 7 exons. Bases 56 to 796 code for a protein of 246 amino acids.